This is a messenger RNA of Brassica napus (rape), 2991 nucleotides long. RefSeq lists its product as uncharacterized. Bases 426 to 1493 code for a protein of 355 amino acids. The transcript has 2 exons. Lineage: Eukaryota; Viridiplantae; Streptophyta; Magnoliopsida; Brassicales; Brassicaceae. Gene Ontology annotation, molecular function: nucleic acid binding; zinc ion binding. The record is from RefSeq and is a predicted model, not a curated record.
GGAAUAUUGGGUAGAUAGGUGUGGAUAGCCGACUUGCUUGUAUUGUAUAUAUAGUCAUACUCGACCUGUGGAUUAGAGUUGUCGAGAGAAUUGUAUUCUUAGCAUAAGAGUGGAGUUCGCUAAGCUUGUAAGCGAGUGAAUAACACUAAGGGCUAAGGGGUAGAGGUUCUAGAGAUCUUGUAUUCGAUCUUAGGACGUGUGAGGCUAGGGGAGCAAGUCAAGAAGGGUCUUGAUCUUGUUCGAGUUCUGUUUAAAGAGAUACUUGUAAGUUCGCUUUAAAAGAAUACUAGUAAUAACACAUAUCUUUGUAGAGAUAUUCUCUGGUGUACACUGUGCUUUACUAUGUGAGGUAGUUCUUGCAUUUACAAGUGGUAUCAGAGCAGUCACCCGUUCAAUUAUAUAACAUGUGAGAUCCUGCGGAAGAAAUGGAGAACUAUCAUGAGCUGGUGUCAAGCACAAAGGUGAUGUUGGAUGGAUCCAACUACAGACUUUGGAAGUCACGAAUGAGGUCUAUCAUUCGAGGAAUUGAUGCCAUGGCGUGGAAAUCUGUGACAACUGGAUGGUCAGAACCAAAGGCUAAGGACGAGAAUGGUGUUGAAUCCAACAAAGAAGAAGAACUUUGGACCGAGACAGAACUCAAGAUGGCGAAGUUCAACUCCAGAGCACUUUCAGCUAUACACGCUAGUGUUACAAAGAAACACUUUGAGCUGAUUCAAGGAUGUGAGACCACCAAGGAAGCGUGGGAAAUACUGCAAACUCACUUCGAAGGAACGUUAAAAGCGAAGAGCUCACGACAGGAUUAUCUAGCAUCCAAGUUUGAGAAUCUCAAAAUGGGAGAAAGUGAAUCGGUUAAAGAAUUCAGCUCACAGCUCAGUGGCAUAGCUCAUGAAUCCUUAGUAUUGGGAAAGAAAUACAAGGAUAAGAAGCUGGUCAAGAAGUUUCUAAGGUAUCUACCAUCUAAGUAUUCCGCAUACAAGGCAACUAUGUCAGUCUCACUGAAUACAGAUGAGAUAAGCUUUGGUGAAGUAGUAGGGAUGCUGAGAGCACAUGAAAUGGAGAUUGACGGAGGAAAGAAACGAAAGGGAGUUGCACUGGUAUCACAAGAUUCAGAUGACAUAGAAGAUGACGAUGAUCCAGUAAGUAUGCUUGUUAGGCGGUUUGACAGAGUCCUUCGUAGAGCCGAAUCAGGUCAGAGAAGAGGAAGUACAUCACAACGUGCUGCAGAAGGUGAGAAACGAACAUCUAAGUCAGAAAAGAACGAUCAUAAAGUGGAGGUUCAGUGUCAUGAGUGCAAGGGGUAUGGACAUUACAAAACUGAUUGUCCAACUGUUCGAAGGAGAGAAAUCAAGUGCUACAAGUGCAAAGGAAUUGGACACACUCAACUAGAAUGCGUCAACGAUCAGACACUACAAGAAAUAUUGGUUUUGAUAGCAGUAGAGGAUAGCGUUUUUUGUCUUUCUACUAUGGUUGACAUACCCGUUUGUUUUAGAUAGCGUUUGUAUAUUUUGAAACGCUAUGACAUAAUAGUAUAUUUGGAAACGUUAUGAUAGCGGAUGUCUAAUAGCAAAAUAAUUAAAACGCUAUGUUUGGUUUAUCUAAUCUAAACCCUAAACAAGUUUUUAAACCCUAAACUCCAAGUAUAAACCUUAAAAAUCUUAUAUUCUCAUACUAUAACUUCAAAUCUUGAAUUUUAACUCAAAUUUAUUCUUCUUAUAUAACUUCCAAACACACAAACCUUAAUUCCUCAAUCAAACUCUAUACCCUAAAUCCUAACGUGAAACAUAUAUAAACCAUGCAUCCAAUACAUAUAAAUUUCAAAUCUAAAAUUUUAUUAAUCUAACAAAUUUUAAAUGUAAAUCUUAAUCACAAAUCCUUAUAUAGUAACUAUAAUCCUUGUACUUUCAAAAUUUUUAACCCUAAAAUCAUAACAUAAAACACUUUACACAAACUAAUUAUAAAAACCCCAUUAUGCAGUUUUUGAAAAUCAUAUAACCAGAAAAAUCUAAUCAAAAUUUAUAUUUCAUAUGUUAAAUUACAAUAUAUAAUCUUUACAUUUAGGCAAUUUAUAAAACAAUUAAAAAGAAAUCUAAAAACAAUUUUAUUGCUACUUUUUAUGACCAUUGAUUGAUUCUAAUCUAAGGGCUGAGAUUUUUCUUUUGUCUAUCUCCAACCUUCUCUGUCAUUGGUUAAUUUUUUUUCUCAAAGAUUAUGGUUCUUAGCCAUUGAUGCAACGUAAUCCAAAGGCCACAAUUUAGUCUUUCUCUUUCUCACUUAUCUUCUCCUAUACGACUUUUUAUUUUUCUUUCUUCACCAACAACAUCGACAAUUAAUCCAAUGAGGGCAAAGCAACUGGUUGUUGGACCACCAUGGAAGAAGAGACGAUGGCACCGGUCUGAGUUCGUCGCUGUCGUCACCGGUCUCGAACUCGGAGGGAGCAUGGUGGUGCUUAGUAGCGAGGGUGAUUUCUGAAACGGCGGCGGAGAGUGGAGGCGUGAAGAGUUCGAGGUGGUGAUGAAGUUUUGUCAAAGGAAAGCCCUCGCAACAUUGCAGUGCUCAUCCUCUUGUCCGGUGACGUUUUAAAACUCCUGAAGCAGAUCUGUUUAUCCAAUGAUUCCUUUUUUUUUUUGGAAAGCCAAUGUCAGGAUUACACAGGUGAAGUUUGGAUUGUUCUUUUAAGAUGUAUCCUCGGAUUUGAUUAGUGAAUCACGUGUUCUGUUCUGAGACUUUCAUUUGAUUCUUAAGAUGGCAAAGGAAUCUAGCGGUGGUGGUGGAGGUGAAGCCGAGCAAGAAGAAGAAGAGAGGUGGAGAAAGAGAGACGACAAAGACACACAAGGAAGAAGAGGAUACGGCAAGGUGGAUGGGAGAAGACAACACAUGCGGCUGAGAAGAUUAGAUUUAGGUUUAUUUUUUAAUCUGGGUUUAGGGUCUUUUUAAUUUUGGGUUUCGUUUUUGUAAUACAAUUUUAAUUAAUAAAUUAAUUUUAAUUAUAAA